Messenger RNA from Emiliania huxleyi CCMP1516, 2898 nucleotides. Its product is annotated as leucyl-tRNA synthetase. Gene Ontology annotation, molecular function: aminoacyl-tRNA deacylase activity; leucine-tRNA ligase activity; ATP binding. Bases 60 to 2750 code for a protein of 896 amino acids. Gene Ontology annotation, biological process: leucyl-tRNA aminoacylation; mitochondrial translation. The record is from RefSeq and is a predicted model, not a curated record. Lineage: Eukaryota; Haptophyta; Isochrysidales; Noelaerhabdaceae. The transcript has 15 exons. Gene Ontology annotation, cellular component: mitochondrion.
GCUCCCUCCGUUCCGCUCGCCGCUGCGAGCACCCGGGCUCACCGCUCGUUGCGUCCAGCAUGAGAACACGCAGCAGACGAGCGGCAGUCAGCCUGCUCGGGCUCAUCGGCGGCGCGCACGCGACGAGUCUGAGCCACUUUCGCACACCCGUAUUUGCGGCCGCCGGUGCUCGGCGCUGCAUGCAGCGCUCCUUCCGGGCCGCUGCUCCCGCCGAGGCGGCGGCGCCGCCUGCGGCCGGCGCGAGCAAGGGCGGCGUGGCCUACGACCUGGCGAUCGAGGCCAAGUGGCAGGCGCACUGGGAAGCGCACCGAACCUUCGCCACGCGCCGCCGCGAGGGCAAGCAGAAGAAGUACGUGCUCGACAUGUUUCCGUACCCGUCGGGAGCCGGGCUGCACGUCGGGCACCCAGAGGGCUACACGGCGUCCGACAUCAUGGCUCGCUACUGGCGGAUGCGCGACUACGACGUGCUGCACCCGAUGGGGUGGGACUCGUUCGGCCUGCCCGCCGAGCAGCACGCGAUGAACACGGGCACGCACCCCGAGGUGACGACCAAGGAGAACAUUGCGAACUUCAAGCGGCAGCUGCGCUCGCUGGGCUUCUCAUACGACUGGGAGCGCGAGCUCGCCACGACGGACGUGGGGUACGUCAAGUGGACGCAGUGGAUCUUCCUCAAGCUCUUCGAGCAAGGCCUCGCCUUCCAGGACGAGAAGCCGGUCAACUGGUGCGCCGGCCUCGGCACGGUGCUCGCCAACGAGGAGAUCAUCGACGGCCUCUCGGAGCGCGGAGGCUUCCCGGUGGAGCGCAAGCCGCUGCGGCAGUGGGUGCUCCAGAUCACUGCGCUCGCCGACCGGCUCGCAGCAGAGCUCGACGGGCGCGCCGGCCCGAAGGGGACGAUGACGAUGCAGCGGUCGUGGAUCGGCAGGUCCGAGGGGGCGGAGAUCGCCUUUGCGACCGAGGGCGGCGGGGAGGACGUGCGCGUCUUCACCACGCGCGCCGACACGCUGAUGGGCGCGACGUACGUUGUGGUUGCGCCAGAGCACCCGCUCGCACGACGCGUCGGAGAGAGCGACUCGGCGGCGAGCAAGUCGGACCUCGACCGGACGAGCGCUAAGGCAAAGUCUGGCGUGCCGGCGGGAGAGAGCGUCGUGCACCCGCUGACCGGCGAGCGGCUGCCCGUCUGGGUGGCGGACUACGUCAUCGGCUCGUAUGGCACGGGUGCCGUCAUGGCGGUGCCGGCGCACGACGAGCGCGACUUCGACUUCGCGGCGGCGCACGGGCUGCCGGUGAAGCGGGUGGUCGCUGAGCCGGACGGCGCGGCGGAGGCGCUCGAGGAGGCCUUGAGCGGAGGCGGCGCGUCGGGUGGUGGUGCCUUCACCGAGCACGGCGUCGCUGUCAACUCGGGGCCGCUCGUCGACGGGCUCGCCACCGCGGAGGCCAAGGCCAAGGUGAGCUACAAGCUGCGCGACUGGGUCUUUUCGCGCCAGCGGUACUGGGGCGAGCCCAUCCCAAUCUACUUCCCCGUCACGACGGACGGCGACCCGCGCAAGGGGGACGCGUACUCGAUCGACUACUCGCAGCCGCUGCCGGUUGCGGAGGAGGAGCUGCCCGUCGCGCUGCCCGAGUUGGAGGACUUUCAGCCGGGAGACGACCCGCAGGGCUGCCUCGCGCGCGUGCUCGACUGGCGAGAUGCAGCCGAGAUGCAGCCGAGAUGCGAGAUGCGCUUCUUCCAGCGGGACGGAAAGUGGUGGGCGCGUGAGACAAACACGAUGCCGCAGUGGGCGGGCUCGUGCUGGUACUACCUGCGCUUCGCCGACCCCGCCAACACGCAGCAGGCGUGGUCCGCCGAGGCGGAGAAGGCGUGGCUGCCGGUGGAUCUGCGGGGCGGAGCACGCCGUGCUGCACCUGCUCUACGCGCGCUUCUGGCACAAGGCCCUCCUCUCGCUCGACCACUCCUCACGCCGGCGGUCCUCCACUCACUCGGCCUCGUCUCGACGGCCGAGCCCUUCCAGAAGCUCGUCCACCAAGGCAUGAUCCUCGGCGCCGACGGCGAGAAGAUGUCCAAGCCCGCGCCCGCAGGCAACGUUAUCAACCCGGACGACAUCGUCUCCGCGUACGGCGCAGACGCGAUGCGGCUGUACGAGAUGUUCAUGGGUCCGCUCGAGGCGGUCAAGCCGUGGCAGACGGAGCAGAUCGCCGGCGUCGUCCGCUUCCAGAACCGCGUGCACGCGCUGGCAACCCGCGCCGACGGGUCGGCGGAACUCGGCGACGCGGGGCCGCACGAGAGGGGGAGAACGGAGCGGCUGAUGCACCAGACCAUCAAGAAGGGGACGGGGGACGUCGACGCCCUCUCCUUCAACACGGCCAUCUCGCAGAUGAUGAUCUUCUCCAACCACCUCGCCGGCCUCAAGCAGCUGCCCGCAGAGCCGGUCGAGAAGCUCGCGCUGCUCGUCUCGCCGCUCGCGCCGCACCUAGGCGCCGAGGCGUGGCAGAUGCUCGGGCACGAGCAGUCCCUCGCCUACGAGCCGUGGCCCGAGUACGACGAGGCAAAGUGCGUCGAGACGGACGUGGUCAUGGCGGUGCAGGUCAACGGCAAGGUGCGCGCCGAGAUCAAGAUCGCCAAGGACGCGGCGGAGGCGGAGGCGCGCGAGCUCGCCGCCGCGAGCGAGAAUGUGCAAAAGUUCCUCGACGGCAAGGAGGUCAAGAAGUUCAUCUACGUGCCCGGCCGCAUCAUCAACUUCGUGGCCAAGUGAAGAGCAGCGUGUGGUGGUGUCUAUAUGAUGAGCUUCCAUUCGGCCACCGUCCACACAAUUCCGUUCGAGAUAGAGGCCGCAUCUUGAGAAAGAGGAAAGUGUGCCGCUGCCGGCUGGGUUUAGAUCUUUAGAUACAGUAUAUAGAGGC